Molecule: messenger RNA, 2631 nt
Organism: Xenopus tropicalis (tropical clawed frog)
Lineage: Eukaryota; Metazoa; Chordata; Amphibia; Anura; Pipidae
Gene: pin4
Product: peptidylprolyl cis/trans isomerase, NIMA-interacting 4
Biological process (GO): rRNA processing
Cellular component (GO): nucleolus; cytoplasm; spindle
Molecular function (GO): DNA binding; peptidyl-prolyl cis-trans isomerase activity
Source: RefSeq, marked validated
CGUAACUAAGGCAACAAUCAGUUCAUCACAUAAGAACCUUCAACUGCAAACUCGCCGCAGCAAAUCUUUUUGUUUGGGACCUAGUUGUGCGUUCCAGGGAUGGAAGCAGCGCCUCUCGAUCCCGGAAGUGCAAACUCCAGACCCGGUGACGUCACACGUGCGACUGGCGCCCCGAAUAGUCGCGGAGAGUGGAAGGAACCAUGCCGCCAAAGGGGAAGGGAGGAAAGGGAGCUAAAGGUGGAGCAGCCAGCGGGGAAGCAGCUGAUAAGAAAGCACAAACGCCCAAAGGGGGAAAUGCUGUCAAGGUGAGACACAUUCUCUGUGAGAAACAUGGCAAGGUAAUGGAGGCAAUGGAGAAGCUAAAGUCUGGCGUGCGCUUCAGUGAGGUGGCAACACAGUACAGCGAGGACAAGGCUAGGCAAGGGGGGGAUCUGGGCUGGAUGACAAGGGGCUCCAUGGUGGGACCUUUCCAAGAUGCUGCUUUUGCCCUUCCAGUCAGCACAAUGGACAAACCUGUUUACACUGAUCCUCCUGUGAAGACAAAGUUUGGAUAUCAUAUCAUUAUGGUGGAAGGAAGAAAAUAAGCAAACCAAGCAGGACAGUGUCCCUCACUGCCAAUUACCUACUACAGCAAAUUGUGUAGGGGGUAAAUUCAAUAUGAUAUUCUUGUACUUUUUGUAGCAUUUCUUGCACUGAUAGCAAGGAAAGAUGACCCACAACUCUCCAGUUGGUGUUAAAAUACGACUCCCAACAUCUACCCAGAUGGCAAGGGAUACAGAGGAGGUAUAAUAUCCCCCAAAAGAAUGGUGGUCUGAUUUAGCCACUUCUGUGUAUAACAGAAAAUGUCUAAAAACCGCCCACAGGCCAGAUACUAUGAGUGGCCAUUCACAGUUUACUUUUCAUUUGUUUCAUUCUUGUGGUCCCAGUGCCCAAGUGACUUUAACUGCAAAAAGUGAAGAUACGCUGCAGUUCCUCAUCUCUUCCUCACCUACUGAUGCACCAGGCACUGACAGAUAUAGUACAUCAGCAAAUUACAUUUUCCAGUAUGUCCAAUUGACAAACUGACUAAUAUCCAUGUUACAGAGAUAUUAGUUGGAAUUAUCCCCCCCCCCCAACAUUCACAAAAACACUUUGUACGAUUCUAUCGGUAUAUAUAGGAUUAAUUUAUGGCUGUGAACCCACUUACUGUAAUUUGCUACUACAAUAAAACCCCAUUCUUUGGUUAUAGUCCAGAUGUUAUUUUUGGAUUCCUGUUAAGGAACCUCCUCCGCACCAACUCAUUGAUUAUGGAAUAUUUUUCGGUUUCUGUUCAUUUAUUAUUUGUGAUCCUCCCAGUCAGGUAAAUAAAUGUCUAAAAUAUGUUUUUUACAUACCCAUAUAAAUGUCAUAUUUGCACUUUCUACUGUCACAUAUUUGAAGAAGAGGAAUGUGCCAAAGAAACUGCUCAAGAUGGAUCAUUUAUGCAUUCAGACAAGCUAUAGAAGGAUUCUGAGAGGCACCUUCCCUGAAGUAAAUGGCUAAACAGCAAAUUAUUCUAGCAGUAAGUUUCCCCCAAGCAGGUAGCAACAUGAGCUUAUAACACUAGUAGGUUUGCUAUACAACUUAUUUUACUUUCCUUUAUUACACAGACAGUAAAAAAAUCAGUGUCUAUUCAUUGAUUUAUUUUGUGCACAGGAAACACAUGGUGCCAAUGUAGUUUACAGCUGUAGAAGGUAUUUAUUAAACCAUAAAUAGUAUUUUCCGCAUACACAAUUGAAAAUAUCAGCAGUUCUGUUAUAGCCAAGAGGCACUUUAGUAGGGGUAGCAGAUUAUUUUUAUUCCAAUUGCUCUAAUCCAGAAAUGCCAAAUGCUGAUUGGUUAAGAGACUGGGAAAUUCAGCCCUGUUGCUUUGCUACCCAAAGUUUCUGGGUAUACAUGUAUGGGAUCCCUAUCCGGAAACCAGUUGUCCAGAAAGUUCCGAAUUACAGAAAGGCCAUCUCCCACAGACUCCAUUAUAAGCAAAUAAUUCUGAUUUUUAAAAAUGGUUUCCUUUUUCUCUGUAAUAAUAAAACAGUACCUUGUACUUGGUCCCAACUAAGAUAUAAUUACCCCUUAUUGGAGGCAAAACAAGCCUAUUGAGUUUAUUCAAUAUUUAAAUCAUUUUUAGCAGACUUACAGUAAGUUAUGGAGAUCCAAAUUAUGAAAAAAUCAUUUAUCCAGAAUAUCCUGGUCCCAAGCAUUCUGGAUAACAGGUCCCAUACCUGUACAUAAAAGCAGCAUAUGAGUAAAGAAAUUAUAAUUAAUUUGGGUUAAAGGAGAGAAAAAAAGGCAAAAGUUUAUUGGGUACAACCUCUCCAAAUGAACCCCAGUGUGUACACACACUUUUUUUAAACAAUAAUUACACAUACCUAUACUAACUUUAGAUCUCAAGAUAACUAUAGCCUCCCUUGGCAGAUUUAAAUUGUUUUGGUUAGACUUUGGUUAGACUUUGCUACACAUGCACAAGUAAGGCUGCACAAGGCAUGUAUGGAAAAUGUAAGAUGGAGGACAUAUUUUUUAAAAAAUAAAAAAAGAGGUGUGAUUGCAUUAUGCUUCUCAAAAUAUAGAAAUGUGUAGUUUUGUUCUGAUUUAUUAAAAUAUCCCUAAAAACUA